AUGGAGGAGGUUCUUGGCAGAGUACCACCUUCGAGCCAGGAAACAUCCUCACUAGCAGCAGAGACGCGACUUCUGCGAGUGCAGACACAGGAGCUUGUGAAGGAAAUCCGCAUGCUCCGUGAGUCCCUCCAGCAGAGGAAAGCAGCGCAAGCUGGGAGCGCACAGCCAGCUGCUGCUCCAGCUGCUGUCAGUCCAGCUGUAGCACCAGCACCAGCAGUGGCGCCGACCCCUGUGCGGGCAGAACCUCCAGCAGCACCAGCGCCACCACCCCCGAUCAAAGCACCAGUAGCGACACCACCAGUUUCCGCCUCUGCGUCUACCGCGACGGCUGAGCCUGUCACCUCUACAAUCGCGAAAGUCGUUAGUGCUGGAUGGGGUGACGGCAACGUUGCCGAUUUCCUCUUGAACGGUCGCAAGAUAGACAUCCGAGGGGAGGCAGGCCGACGAGGGCUCAAUGUGGUGACCAUUGACCCAGACACUCAGCAGGUCAUGUCUCGAAAGACGUACGACGUUUGGGCUGACCCGCAGACCGAGAACACGCGUCUGGCCGCCGACAUCAACAGCUUGCCUGAUGGCCGUGUGAUCUUGGUGGCGUGCAAGGACUCUGGUAUGGAAAACCUGGAUGCGCGAGCCAUCGCAGCCCUUUGGAGUGCCGGUGCGACUGUGCCUGGCGGCAAAGAGAGGGAGGGCUAUGCUCUGAUCGGCAUCAAGGGGAGCGAAGCCCUUGCUGAAGAGCAAGGUGGUCGGGUCGAGAUCGAGGGUGAGCUGCCUUUUUUUGUGCGGCACCCCCCUCCUCUUCCACCGAGCUCGCCAUCUCCACCACCAAUGCCUGUGGCAUCUCAGCCGCAGCAGUUUAGUCCUCCAACCUGGGCCAAGGAACCGGCAGCUCCUAAGCCGCCGAGCACCUUCCCAACGGCUCCUCCCACUGCAGAGCCUGCACAGAAGGUGCGUGUGCCGAAGCUGCAGGUAGAUCCCCAAGGUGGGGUUACAUACCAAGACGAAAUGGUCGAGCGAGACGGCAAGCCCGAAGAACAGGGCCAAAGUUGGCAGGAGGUCGUGCUCAUGCUAGACAAGCUGCAGGCAAAGAUCAAGGCACACUUUGCAUUGCAUUGGCACACGGCACAUCCUCAGCAGAUCUCACAAGCCGUUCGCAAAUCGCGAAGCGACUUGCGGGUGCUUGACUGCCAGGUGAACCUCUUAGAUCUAUUCGGCGAUGGAGACAGAAGUCUGACCUGCCACAAGAGCCUGCAGAAGACGGUUCGCCGAUGGCAGCUAACACCAAAGUCCGUGCUUGCUGAAAUUGCUGCGUUUUGCACCAGUCUCCCAGGUCCGAACUCAUUUCCUGGCCCACAUGUCUUCCUGUUUGCUUAUCGCUAUUGGCGUUUGUUUGUCUAUCUUCUUGCUGCCUUCUUUUCCCCUCUCCUUUUCUGCUUCUCUCGGUUGUGGGCUUCAGAUGACGCUUCACCGGAGUUUGCGGAACCACAGCCGGCCGUGAUCCCACAGGCUUCAAGAGAGGUGCGAGCUGUACCAGCUGCGGUCCACCUGCAGCCAGCCCAGGCUAGUGACGGCACCACGUGCGACAGUGGGAGAAAUGAAAUUGGGGAAAUGGCAGUGGUACCGGAGACUGUGCCGCGGACAGAUGGAGUACUCCUGGAAGCGAUGCGACGUUUGGAGCGCCAAGCAGCACAACUCGAGUUGGAGCUGAUGGCUCUGAAGCGAAACGAGGUGAUGUGUUUCCAGCUGAGCGACGUGAGUAGCCACGAGCAGGCCCCUGCUGCGGUCUAUCUUGGCUAUUAUGACAUCAGCAAUGGCACGGCGCAGCGUCUGCUUGGGCUUGAGGCCGUGUGGCACACGGCUGUAAUCGUGCAUUGGCCUCACAUGCGCAGCGAACUCUAUUUCGAUGGCAACGUCAGGGCAUCGGAUCCUGGGAGCUCUCCCUUCGGCAAGCCUGAGAAGGUGGAGUUUGUUGGGCACACAGCUAGAAGUCCAGAAGAAGUCUUGCAGUGUUUGACCAGGUGCCAAGCAGAGUUUGCCGUGUACAACCUGUGGACGCAGAACUGCAACCAUUUCUCCAACAAAAUGCUCAGCUUCCUUUGCGACCAGCAACUUCCGGUGGAGAUUCUCGACCAGCCCACUGCAGUCUGGAGAAAAGUCCCGCUGCUACUUCGCCCUCUCCUGCGCUGCCUCACCUGCAGGCAUGGACCGCCACCUGUGGCCCGGCAAGCCGGAGGUAGAUCCCCAAGGUGGGGUUACAUACCAAGAUGA
Molecule: messenger RNA, 2265 nt
Organism: Symbiodinium natans
Lineage: Eukaryota; Dinophyceae; Suessiales; Symbiodiniaceae
Source: the annotation of a GenBank genome assembly